CGCGCGGUACUCGACGAGCAGAAGAAGAGCGCGUGGAGCCCGCGGUUACGUUGAGCUACUGAGUGUUUGUGUUGAAGACUGUGUGUGUGUGUGAUGGAUCUGGGGAAGGAGAGAGUGGUCGCGCUGGUGGACAUGGACUGCUUCUAUGUGCAGGUGGAGCAGAGAAUCAACCCCGAGCUCAAGAACAAACCCUGCGUGGUGGCGCAGUACAAGACCUGGAGAGGCGGAGGCAUCAUCGCAGUGAGUUACGAGGCCAGAGGUCACGGGGUCACCAGGAACAUGUGGGCAGAUGAUGCCAGAAAGCUGUGUCCUGACCUACAGGUGGCCCGAGUCAGAGAGGCUCAUGGGAAGGCUGAUCUCACCCCUUACAGAGAGGCCAGUGUGGAGGUGAUCGAGGUGAUGUCCCGCUUCGCUGUCGUAGAGAGGGCCAGCAUCGAUGAGGCAUACAUGGACCUCACGGCCAGCGUGCAGGACAAACUGAAGCACAUGAGCGUCCAGGACAUCACGCCGCAGCAGCUGAGGAGCACCUACGUCCAGGGCUUCCCACAAACCAGCAGCAGCGGAUGGAGCGAGCCUGCGGGGACAGAUAAAGAGGAGACGCGGCUCCGAGGUCUGCAGCAGUGGCUGGAGCAUCUGUCGUCCAGCGAUCUGCCCUCGAGUGCGGAGCUGCAUCUGACCGUCGGCGCUCUGAUCGUGGAGGAGAUGAGGGCCGCUGUGGAGGAACACACCGGAUUUCGUUGCUCCGCCGGCGUCUCACACAACAAGGUGUUAGCCAAACUAGCAUGUGGCUUAAACAAGCCUAAUCGCCAAACAGUUUUGCCUCUGGGAUCGGUUCCAGAACUCUUUAGCACUCUUGCCAUCAGUAAAAUUCGUAAUCUGGGCGGGAAGCUGGGGACGUCCAUCAUGGAGACUCUGCGAGUGGAAAACAUGGGAGACCUCACUCAGUUCAGCAAGACCCAGCUGGAGCAGCACUUCGGAGAGAAGACCGGGUCGUGGCUGUAUGAUUUGUGCCGAGGGAUCGAGUUCGAGCCCGUGAAGCCUCGACAGCUUCCCAAAUCCAUCGGCUGCAGCAAGAACUUCCCAGGAAAAACCUGUUUGGCUACACUGCAGCAGGUGCAGCACUGGCUUCAUCAGCUGUCCCUCGAGUUACAGGAGCGACUCUACAAAGACCGAGAGAUGAACGGGCGGCUGGCCAAACAGCUGACGGUGGGCAUCAGGCAGGCUGGAGGAGAGAGUUUCUCUCGCUGCUGUGCUCUUGUUCGCUACGAUGCUGUGAAGAUGACCUCAGACAGCCUGGCCAUCAUCAAGAGCCUCAACACCGCAGGAAGCCACCAGGAGGCGUGGUCUCCUGCUUUGACUUGUCUUCAUCUGUCAGCCAGUAAGUUCAGCGAUGUUCCCUCGUCCUCGUCCGGAGGAAUAGCAGGCUUCCUGUCCAGUGACGCACCUUCAACACAAUCGCGUUUAGCCUCUACACAAACCCCCAAAACAGAGCCGAGCCCCAAGCGGCCGGGGGCCAUCCAGUCUCUGUUUGAGAAGGCUGCUGAGAAGAAGAAACAGCAAGGGGAGGAAGCUCAUAAAGAUGAACAUGGUUCACCCAGUCUCAGUCCUCAGAAAGCCCCUGGCAUCUCCUCUUUCUUCCACAGAAAGGGUCUGGAGAAGACGCUCCAGCUGUCCGCUCUGCCUGAGGACCGGAGCGCCGCGGCUGCAGUCGAGUCGCUCGCUGAGGAUCUUCACGUGUGCGAGCGCUGUGGACAGAAGGUGCUGGUCUGGGAAAUGCCUGAGCACAUGGACUAUCAUCUGGCUCUGGACUUGCAGAGGUCGUUCUCCUCGGCGUCCAGCGAUGGGCCGGUGCAGUCGUCCCGCGGGAAGAGCCAGGCGAAGACUCGGAGCGGCCCGCAGGCCAAGAGAGCGCGAGUGCAGGGAAACCGCGGCACGCUGGACUCCUUCUUCAGAAAGACAUGACCGCAGUCUCAGACAGCUUUUCAUAUCUUUGGGUUUUUAAUGAGAAAUAUUUGUCUUUUCAAAUUUGUGUAUAUUUUAUUUAAAUAAUAAAUACAAUCUGAGAAUCUGAUGGGUGUGAUGAAACUUUAGGACAUAACCUGGCUGUUUGAGGGAGGAACAUUUGUUUUACUAAUAGUUUUGUGUAGAAACCCUUGCUUUCAUUUGAACUGAAUCUCAACAUUUUGCAAUAACUGAAAAGCUAUAGCAUGACCCACGUGAGAAAUAUCCUUCUGGUGCCAUAUAUUAAGACACCCCUUUUGUCUUCUCAGGACAUUAACUGAUGGACUGGAGUGCUGUGGAUUUAUUGUGAUGGUUUUUAAUCAGCUGUUUGGACUCUCAUUCAGAUGGCACCCAUUCACUGCAGAGCAUCCAUUGAUGAAACUGAUGCAAUUAUACAUUUCUACAAAUCUGUUGGUAAAGUGCCUUAUGAAAGUAUUCAUACCCCCGAAUAUUUUUUUUUUCUUCAUGUUUUUUAAUGUUGCAGCCCUAUGUUAAACUACAACCCCCCCACACACACACAUUAAUCUACACUCCAUACACCAUUAUGGUAAAACAAAUAACACGUUUUCAGCAUUUUUGCUAAUUUCCUAAAAAUAAUAAAAAAAGCUUAAAUGAUUUCACUACACAAGUAUUCAUACCCUGAUCUGGGACAGUUGAAAUUUAGCUCAGGGACAUUCAUAUUGCAUUUAGAUCUUAUUAGACUUCGGGUGAAGUUAACGUGUGGCAAAUUCAGUCAAAUGGGUAUGAUGUGGAAAGGCAAACGUCUUAAUAAUCAUUCUAACAGUAAAAACCAAGCCCUGAGGUCAUAAGAACUGCCUGUAGAGCUCAGAAACAGGUUUGUUUCAGGCCACACAUCUGGGGAAGACUUCAGAAAAGCAUUCUGCUUCAUUGAAGGCUCACAGAAGCAUGUAGUCUCUGUUACCUUUAACAGGAGAAGUUUGAAACAACCAACUCUUGCUAGAGCUGUCCUGGACAAACUGAGCGACUGAUGGAGAAGGGCUUUGGUUCGAGUGGUGACCGAGAGCCUGAUGAUCGCUCUAGUUGAGCUCUAUGAUCAUACGUGUAGAGAAACCUACAGAAGGACAAACAUCACUGCAACACUCCACCAGUCUGAGCUUUGUGUGGCCAGACUCAAUCCUCUCCUCAGUGAAGACACAAGAAAAAACACCUAAAUGACCCUCAGACUCUGAGAAACAAGAUUCUCUGGUCUGAUGAACCUCAUUAUUUUGAAGGAAAUCAUCUCUGACUGAGAGACUUGUCAGAGUAGAAGAAAAGCUCAGUGCACAGAAAUAUAAGAUAGCCUUAGUUAAACCCAGUCCAGAAGCUCAGACUAGGCCGAAGGUUUCCCUUUCAACAGGACAGUGACCCUAAACACACAGCAAGGGUGGCUUAGACCCAGACACAGCCUGUGAUUGAACCCAAUCAAAUAUUUCUGGAGAAACCUGAAAAUGUGUGUCUGCUCUCCUCCAACCUGACAGAGCUUGAGAGGUGAAGAGGUGAGAAGAGUGACAGAUCAGUAUAACUAUCAUAAUACUCAUGAGCAAAGAUUGUUGCAGCAAACAAUUAAGACUUGAGGCUGUUAAGUUAAGGCGCUUCAGCUAAAUAUUGAAUACUUAUGCAAUGUACUUCAGAUUUAUUUAUUUAUUUUAAUAAAUUUACGAAGUAGUGACAAUUAUGUUUUUGCUUUGUCAGUAUGGUGUAUGGAGUGUAGAUUGAUGUGGUGAAAAAUAAUUCAAACAGUUUAACAAAAGGGAGCAACAAAACAAAAAAUGUGAAAAAAAUGAAGUUGUAUGAAUACGUUUGCAAGGCACUGUAUGAGUGUGAGAACACUUUCAGCAAAUGUAAUUUUUUUGGGGUCAACUGUUCCUUAUAAAAGGCUCUUGUAACAUCUUGAA
Messenger RNA from Carassius auratus (goldfish), 3896 nucleotides. RefSeq names its product polymerase (DNA directed), eta (gene polh). Gene Ontology annotation, cellular component: replication fork; nucleus; site of double-strand break. The transcript is spliced from 10 exons. Gene Ontology annotation, molecular function: DNA-directed DNA polymerase activity; damaged DNA binding. Gene Ontology annotation, biological process: error-prone translesion synthesis; response to radiation. The record is from RefSeq and is a predicted model, not a curated record. Bases 94 to 1962 code for a protein of 622 amino acids. Lineage: Eukaryota; Metazoa; Chordata; Actinopteri; Cypriniformes; Cyprinidae.